UUCCGCCCCCCCUCUUCCCAAAUCAGCUCAACGACCGAACAGAGACUAGCCGCCCGCCGCCCGCGCUCGCAAAGGAGACCGACACCGCGCGGCGCACCAACCAUGCGUCCAGUAGCAGCUCGCCACCUCGGCCUCGCGGCGGCCGCGCUCCUCGCCGCCGCCGCCCUCCUGCUUGUCGCCGCCGCGCCGGCAGCCAGGGCACAGGAGGAGACGGAGCACGAGGAGGAGUUCAGCUACGCCGGCGGCGACGCGCACGGGCCGGAGCACUGGGGCGAGAUCAAGCCGGAGUGGGCGGCGUGCGGCGCGGGGCGGAUGCAGUCGCCCAUCGACCUUGCCCACGAGCGCGUCUCGCUGGUGCGCGCCCUCGGCUACCUCGACCACGGCUACCGCCCCGCCGAGGCCUCCAUCGUCAACCGCGGCCACGACAUCAUGGUGAGGUUCGAGGGCGACGCCGGCGACCUGGUGAUCAACGGCACGGCGUACCGGCUGAAGCAGCUGCACUGGCACUCGCCCACCGAGCACACCGUCGACGGCCGCCGCUACGACCUGGAGCUGCACAUGGUGCACGAGAGCGCCGAGGGCAAGGCCGCCGUGGUCGGCUUCCUCUACGAGGUCGGCGGCCGCCGCGACCCGCUCCUCCGCCAGAUGGAGCCGUUCAUCAGGCGGAUCGCCGACAAGCGGGACCGGGAGGAGCGCGUCGGGGUGGUGGACCCCCGCGCCGUGCGCGGCAGGGCCAGCGUGUACUACCGGUACAUGGGCUCCCUCACCGUGCCGCCCUGCACCGAGGGGGUCAUCUGGACCAUCCUUAAGAGGGUUCAGACCGUGUCCAAGUACCAACUGGAGCUUCUCAGGGAAGCCGUGCACGAUGACAUGGAGAAGAACGCGAGGCCGCUUCAGGAGGUCAACAGCAGAGACGUCAGCAUCUUCCGGCCAAGCGCCCAUAAACACUAUUAGUCGUUCAGAGUAGUGUGGCUGAUGAAGAUUUUUUUUGUAAUUCCUUCUAUAUAUUUUUUUUGUAAUUCCUUCUAUUUCUGUGCAUUUAUUUAUUAUAUGGGUAAAUAAUGAAGAUAUUACUUCAUGUCAACGUUGAUGGGCUUGCAUGCUCAUAGAAAACUAGUACAUAUGUCCAUGUUAAUGUAGUACUCUAUUUGAUUAUUGACGACCACUUGACUACA
Molecule: messenger RNA, 1175 nt
Organism: Panicum virgatum (switchgrass)
Lineage: Eukaryota; Viridiplantae; Streptophyta; Magnoliopsida; Poales; Poaceae
Product: alpha carbonic anhydrase 7-like
Exons: 5
Coding region: 103-954 (283 amino acids)
Molecular function (GO): zinc ion binding; carbonate dehydratase activity
Source: RefSeq, a predicted model, not a curated record